AUGUACGAUGCGACUUUUGGAGCUGAGGAGGAUGAAGAGGAAUUAUUUGAAGCUUUGGAAGAUGUGUUUUCAGAGCCGUCUACUCCUACUUUAGCAUCAUCCACCACUACUGCCGUGCCCCAUUUUCUGAGUGAAGAAGAAGCAAUUAUAAAGCUGGGAAACUUGACGACUCAGAUAGCAACAAAAUCCACAUUGUUGGUUCUUGAUGAUGUUUGGGAGGACUCAGUUGUUCGAAAAUUUGUCUUUGGAGCAGUAAAAUAUAAGAUCCUAGUUACUUCAAGAACUCAAUGUCAGGCCUUCGAUAAUAAAUAUUCCUUGAAAAUGCUCGACAAUGCAGAUACCAUAGCUCUCUUCCCUCACUCAGUAUUUCCUCAAAAUGGGAAUGUGAAGUAUGAGGAGCCUGAUAGGGAGCUUCAAAUGAAGAUAGUGAGAGGUUGCAAGGGAUUCCCAAUGGCACUUAAGGUGAUUGGCCACUCAUUGCAUCUGCAGCCUGCCAGGGUGUGGCAAAAAAAAGAGAGGAUGAUGUCAAGUUGCUCCAUUUUUAAGUCCCAUAGUGAUUUGCUGAGUUAUCUUGCAACCAGCUUAGAAUACUUGAAUGAGGAGGUUCAAGAAUGCUUUAUGGACUUGGGUUCCUUUCCUGAAGAUGAAAGAAUCCCUGCUUCAUCUCUUAUAGAUAUAUGGGUUGAACUUUAUGGAAUAGAUGAUUGCAAGUUAUAA
Messenger RNA from Macadamia integrifolia, 717 nucleotides. RefSeq names its product probable disease resistance protein At5g66900. The coding region runs from base 1 to 717 and encodes 238 amino acids. Gene Ontology annotation, biological process: defense response to fungus. Lineage: Eukaryota; Viridiplantae; Streptophyta; Magnoliopsida; Proteales; Proteaceae. Gene Ontology annotation, molecular function: ADP binding. The transcript is spliced from 4 exons. The record is from RefSeq and is a predicted model, not a curated record.